This is a messenger RNA of Anguilla anguilla (European eel), 3347 nucleotides long. It is a transcript of the gene paqr5a, whose product is annotated as progestin and adipoQ receptor family member Va. Gene Ontology annotation, cellular component: membrane. Bases 387 to 1457 code for a protein of 356 amino acids. The record is from RefSeq and is a predicted model, not a curated record. Gene Ontology annotation, molecular function: signaling receptor activity. NCBI's taxonomy places the organism in Eukaryota, Metazoa, Chordata, Actinopteri, Anguilliformes, Anguillidae. The transcript is spliced from 10 exons.
UCAAGUGAGGGCAAUAGGGACCGGCAUUUCGCUCACCAGCAACUGAGCUACCAGCUACCAGCGCUCCACCGUUCGUCCUGCCUCGGAAAGUCACGUAUGUGGAAAUUUUCAGUAGCAAAGCUGGCUCUCUGAAGAAGUUGACACCAGAACCACUGUUCAGAUCUGCAGGACUGAAGACUGGAAGUUAUCAGUGUCUUGCUGCCUGCUUUGUCUCUGCUCUGGGGGUCCGGGAGCCAGAACCUGCCUGCAGACCUGCCUUCUGAAUUUGAGUUGGGCGCUGUGGAAACGUGCUGGGAGUGGUCAGCAUAUUUUGAAUGGGCGUGGAGCAGGACAGGGCCCACAGGACAACUCUUCAGUGAUAACGAGCGCCACUCCCACCCUUUGCCAUGCUGAGCCUGAUUAAACUACCUCGUGUUUUCACCAUCAACCAGGUCCCCAAAGUGUUCCAUGAGGAUGGCAUCAUCUCUGGGUACCGACAUCCCUGCAGCUCCGCCACUGACUGCGUCCUCAGCCUGUUCCAGCUGACCAAUGAGACGCUCAACAUCUGGACUCACUUCCUGCCAACCUGGUACUUCCUGUAUAAGCUGCUGACGGUGGUGCUGAUGCAGGACGCCUGGCGCGAUGUCUUCACGUGGCCGCUGCUGGUGUUCCUGGUGUCUGCCUGCAUGUACCCGCUGGCCUCCAGCUGUGCCCACACCUUCAGCACCAUGUCUGCCCGCGCCAGGCACGUCUGCUUCUUCUUUGACUACGGAGCCCUCAGCUUCUACAGCCUCGGUUCAGCCAUAACCUACUCUGCGUAUGUUUUCCCUGACAAAUGGGUAAACAGCACCUUCCACCUGUACUACAUCCCCAUUGCUGUCUUCAAUACCAUCAUCUGCACUGCUCUGGCCUGCUACUCACGGCUUGGCUUACCGUUUCUGCAAUAUAACCAUGACACCAUAAAAAGAUUUCCAGAGUGCCGAACUCCAAAGUAUGGAAGAACCCUACGCGUCCUGGCCUUUGCUUACCCAUACCUGUUUGACAACAUUCCUGUGUUCUACAGGAUCUUUGUGUGCGCUGGUGAGGGCUGCACUGACAACGGGACCAACACCCUGCACUACUGGCACACAUCGCUGGCCUUCCUCACCGGCUUCCUGUUCGCCACACACCUGCCCGAGCGCCUUGCCCCCGGCUGCUUCGACUACUUCGGUCACAGCCACCAGCUGUUUCAUGUGUGCGGCAUCAUCGGCACGCUCUUCCAGAUGCAGGCCAUCGAGAUGGACAUGACACUGCGCCGGCAGUGGCUCCUGGUGCACGCGCCACCCAUCACCUUCGCCAACACCAUAGGGGCAGGGCUGCUCUGCGUGCUCUUCAGCCUCUGUGUCAUCUACACCUUCAGCUUGCCGCUCUACUACGCCCUCGCCAAGAGGGGCAAACGCAACAGAAGGCCCAAGACCCCCGCCCGCGCCGCCAACUAAGAACUGACCACCAGGGGGCGCCACCUAUUCCCAAACUGAGACUUUGGGUGCUUACAGUGAGGAGCGGAAGGCUGGCAGGCCAGCCCAGACAUAGGUACUUACACACGGUCAUUCAAGAUAAGGUCACUAUCGUGACUUUUUUUCUUUCUGUCAACAAGAACAACAGAAGUCAACACCCUUGGUGAGAGACACACUGCUUGUGAAUGGGGUGUGGAGAUAACAGAGGUGUGUUCUGCAAGGGCCACAGAUUGACUGUGAGACCAGCCUGUUGGCUGACAGGCUGCCCACAGACCAGCAGUAGCCGCUCAUACACUUAGGUCACCACUGCAAGGGGGCCAUUGGUAUCACAGCAACACUUUCAGGGAUCACAUCACCAAACAAGUUUUUUUAUUUCAUGACCAGGUACUUUUAAUAGUUUUACAUGAAGAAAAAGCUCAGGUCAAAUGAAACAUCCGUUUGUUUUUGUAUACCUCUGAUCCUUUCCCUCCUUUUAAUACAUUUUCUGUUAAAUAGGAAAUUUAAUGUGUGCACAUUGUCACCAUAAUCCCGUUAGUUUUUGUCAAUGGGUAGAAUGGGGCUUGAAACCAAACACAGCCAAACUGUAGCUAGUUUUGUUAUUGGGGUGGUCAGUGGUUAGUAUAAAGAGUAAGAGGUGUUGCUGCCAUGUCGUUGAUGGCCUGUAGCGUUUGGCUCCCCCUAUUGGAUAUUGGGAGAACAGAAAAAUAUCUUAGUCACUGUUGUGCUACCUGUUUUCCAAACAGUUCUAUGUUUUCUAUUGAAAAUUAUACAUCACAACAUGCAAGUGCGAUUUUAUUUCAUAAUAACUGUACCUCAAAGAACAAAAGGGAAAUAAGAAAGAGUGACCUACAUUGUGAAACAAAAUAGGCCUUUGCUUCUAUUCCUAUUAUGAUUAAAUCACUAAGUUAAGCAUUCACUAAUAUUUUACCUAAUGUGUAUGCCAUACAUAGCUAAAAAGCAUCUAUGGAUAUCCCAAAACAAAAUAAUUCCCUGGGAAAGUGUUUAGUUGGACAAAUUGUAAAUGAACAGGUUAUAAAUGGGUCUUAUAAUAAGAGCGCUAGGCAUGGUGUAUGCUUGGUAUGUCCAUCAGUCCACAGUCCCUGAAGUUAAUGUGCAAAUAUGAACACACAUCAUGGUGCUGAUUUCAGUGUACGAUUAGGGCAGAUCUGUUGAUUCAUUUAUGAAAGAUUGACUACUGUUACUUUACAGAAAACACCUCAAUGUUCCCUUUAAGCUAAACCAAUGUAUUUUGUGUGUCUGUGUUUGUUACAUUUAUUCAUGUCCUUUUCAUAAUGUCAAAAUGUUGUCAUCCCUUUAAAAAGGCAGCACACAAAAUUCAGAACUACUGAGUAAACUUAGGGAGUUUUUGUUUAUGUAAGAUAAUAUAUUGUUGUGUUUGAUUAUUCUAAUUAUUUUUAUAUGUAAAUGGUUCAGGGUAUGGACUUUAUGACUCACUGUCAUUUUCUGGUCUGUUAUGAAGGGGGUCGUUAUACCACAGGUUUUAAACAUUCUUAGGAAUAAUAAAGUUUUUUAAAUUCAAAAUUGUAUACAAUGGCUUUGAACUUAAAUGGUCAGGGGCCUAGAAAUGGACACACCACACAGUAUGGAGUAUAUUGUCAGGAUAUUUAUUGAAACUACUGUAUCCCCAGCUGAGUUACGGUAUGCAAACCUCAACAAGGCCUUGAAUCGGCCUUACAGUCCCUUUGUAUUUUAUUGAAGUCAUACAAAGUGCCAUUUGGGCUGCUGAUUUCAGUGGCGCUUCAGUUGCAGGCUAGCUUUCUGUGCCCACUGUUUUUUUUUUUAUAGGCAAACCUGGGAUGACCACCUGAUGUACCGUACUGUAACAUUACUGAUUAUUGUAAAGGAUGGAAU